Gossypium raimondii (Peruvian cotton) is the source of this 1668-nucleotide messenger RNA. RefSeq lists its product as uncharacterized. The transcript is spliced from 11 exons. Gene Ontology annotation, cellular component: endomembrane system. The record is from RefSeq and is a predicted model, not a curated record. NCBI's taxonomy places the organism in Eukaryota, Viridiplantae, Streptophyta, Magnoliopsida, Malvales, Malvaceae. Bases 127 to 1179 code for a protein of 350 amino acids.
AACAAACGGCGUCGCUUUGAACGAUUAAAGAGAAAAAAAAACACUCCCUUUGAGCUCGUCUUCUUCGUUUCAUCCUCUGAUCGCGAAACACUCUUUUUCACUCUCUCAACAAUCUAUCCUCUUAUAAUGAAGAUUUUCCAUCUUUUCCUAAUUUCCUUACUUCUCUUCUCAUUUUCUAAGGCUGAAUCUAAUGGAUCCGUUUUCUUCAUUGAUAGUUCAACUCAUCAAUUCCUUCGCGCACAAUCCACCAACGAUCUCGCACAGUCGGAGUCAAUACUAUUACCGGAAGUUGGUGCAGCCGUAUCAGUCUUGCUUGGUGUUGCCCCAACUGUAACGCUUUCAGCUUCUGGUUCAUCUAAGCUGAAUGAGGUUCUCAUUCCUAAUCCAUUUGAUAGACCUCGCGCUGUUUUUAUUUUUGAAGUCGGAGGAAUUGAUGAUCCUCUUGUUGUCGAACCCAAGAAUGCUCUCUUCAGCAAAGCCUUGAAGAAUAGUGUUGAUCUUGGUUCAAGUAAAGCGGACAUAUUGUUUCCAGAUGAGGAGGACUUAUCCAUGAUUUCUUUGGACCACCCUCUAGGGGACUACUGUGAAGAAGAGAUCAAUGAAUUUGCAUCUUGGUUGGGUGGAUCAUAUGCUACUGAUGUUACAAAACCCUUGGAUGGAGUAUUGACUAUUCCCUUGGCAAAUGGUGAUAACAUGAAUCUUCAUAUGUCAAAGAAAGUGCACAGGGAAUUUGCAUCAAAACUGUUUGCUCUGUACCGCAAUAUAAGGAAAGCAAUGGAGAGGCAUGAAGAUUUGUCACAGACUUUGCGUAGACCGGCUGAGUUAAUAAUGGGUUCAUUUUAUGGAAUUAAGCAUGACACUGAUGGUUUUGAUAAACAAGGAAUGAGGCUUCUGCUUGCGACACUUAACAGGAUAUUUGAUUCAUUGCAGACAACUUAUGAAGGUCAUAUUGUGGGGGUUAUUCUCUUUAAUGGGGUACCUCAACCAGAAUCCAAAACAUUGAUGAACAUGAUGUACACCUCUCGUCCAUCUCCGCGCUGGUUGGAAGAAACAAAAAGCUCUCUUAAUACCACUCUUGCAGCACAAAUGCUGGUUAGAAGGACCCUUGCUUGGAUAACUGGAGUUGUUCUUCUCAUUGCAACUCUCUUGGGGUUAAGAUCCAUUUUAUAUAUUCAUUAAGUUGGAUGCCAAACACUAUGUGGUUUACUUCCUUCUCAAUAUGCCACUGACGAGAGACACACUUUUGUACUCAAAUGUCAAGCUAGACUAAAGCUGAUAUAAGGCAAAGUACAAUGAACUUUUGAAUUCUCAGAAGCGGCCUGGUAUGAUUUAUCUUUUAAUAGAGGGAAAUUUUAGGGAUAUCUUAUCAUCUAUAAACCUGUUUCAUUCAUUGGUUAUUCAAUGAUGUUUGGUUAAACUAGCUACCCAAAAAGCUGCAUCAGUACAAAUUGGGCCAUAUGGGAUACCAUUUGGCUAAGGGAGUGCCAUUGAGAGAGAGUAAGAUUGAACCACUUAGGUUAUGCCUUAUCCAUUUGAUUUUUAGAAGAUUGCACCUUUACGUACUAAGUUGUUAAUGUUAUGUUAUGUUUUUUUUAAUUCGUUAAUAAUAAUGUAAUUUGAAAUUCCAUGUAAUAAAAUUGCUCAUCAAUAAGGAACAUUGUUGUACAA